This is a messenger RNA of Geodia barretti, 927 nucleotides long. Lineage: Eukaryota; Metazoa; Porifera; Demospongiae; Tetractinellida; Geodiidae. The record is from the annotation of a GenBank genome assembly.
AUGGGUACACCGGAUUUCGUAGUACCGGUGCUGGAUGGACUGGCGGCCAAUCCUGCGCUAAUCGUGAUCGCCGCUUACGUUCCUCCCGACCGGCCGCGAGGACGGGGGCGGUCGCUGACGCCAGCGCCAGUGAAACAACGUGCGCUGGAGCUGGGCAUCCCGGUGGCGCAGCCGGCGACGCUGCGAAACUCCAAUGCGGUUGCGGAACUGGCCGGGUUCGAGGCCGAUGUGAUAGUGGUGGCAGCCUACGGGCGUAUCCUGCCACCGGGCGUGCUUGGCCUGCCGCGUUUCGGCUGCCUGAAUCUGCACCCGUCGUUGCUACCCAGACACCGGGGGCCGUCGCCGGUGGUGAGUGCCAUACUGGCUGGCGACGAGACCACCGGCGUUACGCUGAUGCUGUUGGACGAAGGUAUGGACACGGGGCCGAUUAUCGCCCAGCGGCAGCGGCCGGUAUCCUGGCACGACGACGCAAUUUCGCUGACGGCUACACUGUUCACGGACGGCGUUGACCUCCUGAACGAAUCUCUACCCGGCUGGCUGGCUGGCGCUAUCCAGGCAAAUCCGCAGGAUGAUGCGCUUGCCACCUACACGUCCAAGAUCGAGCGGGCGGACGGUGCGGUCGACUGGACGCUGUCGGCCAUAACGCUGGCCCGUCGAUUGCGCGCCUACACCCCGUGGCCCGGCCUGCACGCUCGUUGGAACGGCAUCGAGGUCAAGAUAUUGGCAGCCGAAGCGAUUGACGGGGAUGGUGUCGAUGCGGGAGUGGUGGUCGACACGGGUUCGUCAAGUAUUGCCAUCGGCACCGGCGACGGCCUGCUGAGUGUGGGGCGGCUGCAAGUCGAAGGGAAGCGCGCCGCAGAUGCUGCCGAGUUCCUGCGCGGAUACCCGCAAUUCAUCGGAGCCCGGCUUGGGGACGCGGCGGUGUAA